Molecule: messenger RNA, 10848 nt
Organism: Bubalus bubalis (water buffalo)
Lineage: Eukaryota; Metazoa; Chordata; Mammalia; Artiodactyla; Bovidae
Gene: SYNE3
Product: spectrin repeat containing nuclear envelope family member 3
Exons: 19
Coding region: 144-3173 (1009 amino acids)
Biological process (GO): nuclear migration
Cellular component (GO): cytoplasm; meiotic nuclear membrane microtubule tethering complex; nuclear outer membrane
Molecular function (GO): actin filament binding
Source: RefSeq, a predicted model, not a curated record
GGGCGGGGGCGAGUGCUCGGGCCCCGCCCCGGCCCCGCCCCGCUCCGGAGCUGCCCGGGACGCAGGGAGGAGGAGGGUAGCUCGGCCCGGGCUGCCCGCAGCGCCGCGCUCCUGCAAGCUCCCGUCCGGCCCCUGCAGGUGCCAUGACUCAGCAGCCCCAGGAGGGCUUCGACAGGAGCGUGGAGGACGCCCGCCAGUGGAUGAGGGCCGUGCAGGAGCGGCUGCAGAUCAAUGACAACACCCAGGGGCCCCGCACGGCGCUGGAGGCCAGGCUGCGGGAGACUGAGAAAAUAUGCCAGCUGGAGCCAGAGGGCCGCGUGAAGGUGGAUGUGGUGCUACAGGCGGCCGAAGCCCUUCUGGCAUGUUGCCACGAGGACCAGAAGACCGAGAUCCUGGCUCGGCUGAGAGACAUCAAGGCCCAGUGGGAGGAGACGGUCACCUACAUGAUCCACUGUCACAGCCGGAUCGAGUGGGUGUGGCUGCACUGGAGCGAGUACCUGCUGGCCCGGGAUGAGUUCUACCGCUGGUUCCAGAAGAUGACGGUGGCGCUCGCGCCCCCCGUGGAGCUGCAGUCCAGCCUGAAGGAGAAGCAGUGGCAGCUGAGCCACGCCCAGGUGCUGCUGCACACCGCGGACCACCAGGCGGUGCUCCUGGACCGGCUGCUGGAGGAGGCGGCCUCCCUGUUCAACAGGAUCGGGGACCCCAGCGUGGACGAAGAUGCCCAGCAGCAGAUGAAGGCUGAGUAUGACGCCGUGAAGGCCAAAGCCCAGGACAGAGUGGACUUUCUGGAGCAGGUGACCCACGAGCAUGAGUGUUUCCAGGCGAGCGUGGAAGAGUUCCAGUUGUGGCUGAAGGCGGUGGUGGAGCGGGUGGAUGGCUGCAUGGGGCGGAAGUGCCGGCUGAGCAUCCAGGACCGUCUCUUGGCACUGCAGGGAAUUGCCAGUGAUUUUCCUAAGGGUGAGGAGUCCCUGAAGAGGCUGGAGGAGCAGGCCGUGGGGGUCACCCGGAACACCUCUCCUCUGGGUGCAGAGAAGAUCACCAGAGACCUGGAGGAGAUGCGGGACGUUCUGGAGAAGCUGCGUGGGCUCUGGGAGGAGGAGCAGGGAAGGUUGCGGGACCUGGUCAAGUCCAAGGGAGCCUGCGAGCAGCAGAGGGGGCAGCUGGAGGCCGAGCUGGCAGAGUUCAGGAAGGACCUUCAGAGGCUGGCAGAGGAGGGCCUGGGGGCCACGGUCAAGGCCGCGACCGAGGAUGAGCUGGUGGCCCGCUGGGGACUCUACUUGGCAACCCGGGCGGCACUGGCCGCGGAGGAGCCGCGGGUGGACCGGCUGCAGGCCCAGCUGAAGGAGCUCAUCGUCUCCCCCCAGGACCCGCAGCCACUCUCGGACAGCGUGGUCGCUGCCGUCCAGGAGUACCAGAGAAUGAAGGCCAAGAGCAGCAGGCUGUGCAACGCCGCGGCCACGGAGCUGUGGCAGCGUUUCCAGCGGCACCCCCAGGACCUGCAGCUGUGGAGGGAGCUGGCCCAGAGACUCCUGGAUGUCACCGCCAGCCUGCCAGACCCGCCCUCCAUCCACACCUUCCUGCCGCAGAUCGAGGCGGCCUUGACAGAGAGCUCCCGCUUGAAGGAGCAGCUGACGAUGCUGCAGCUGAAGAAAGACCUGCUGGGCAGCAUCUUCGACCAGGAGAGAGCCACAGCCCUGCUGGAGGAGGUGGCGACUUCCGUGAGGGACAGAGACUUGCUGCACAACCGCCUUCUGCAGAGGAAGAGCAAACUGCAGAGCUUACUUGCUCAGCACAAAGAUUUCGGGGCGACUUUCGAGCCUUUGCAGAAAAAACUCUCAGGCCUCCAAAUCCGGGUCCAAGCCGAGAAUGGGCUUCGGCGGAACCUUCCUGAGAAACAGACCCAGCUUCUGAGGUUGCAGGGGCUGCAGGAGGAGGGGAUGGACCUGGGGUCUCAGGUGGAGGCCAUGAGGCCCCUCUUCCAGGGGAACCCUAACCACCAGCACAAAAUGGACCAGCUUUCCGCCGCCCACCAGGCCCUGCAGAGGACUCUGGAGGACCUCCUGGAAGGACGCCAGCAGAGCCUGCGGGAACAUUGCACCUUCAACCACGAGCUGCUGAAGCUGCGGCAGUGGAUCUCUGUGAUCACACAGAAGCUGGAGGCUCACCGUGGGGACAUGGGCCCAUGGGAUGCCCAGUCCCGGGAGGCUGAGAUUGAGAGGCUGCUGGCUGAAUUCCCGGAGAAGGAAGCCCAGCUGCCCAAGAUGGAAGCGCUCGGCCAGCUGGUGAUGGAGGCGUCUUCUCUGGAGGGAGCUGCUGUGGUCCAGGGGGAGCUGGAGGAACUGACCGAGUCAUGGAGGGCCUUGAGGCAGCUUGAGGAGAGCCUGCUGAGCCUCAUCAGAAACCAGCAGCUGCAGAGGACAACAGAAGUGGAUUCAGGGAAGAAAAUGAUUUUCACCAACAACAUCCCAAAGACUGGGUUUCUCAUCCUCCCCACGGAUCUUACUUCCCGGCAUCGCCGUCAGGCAGGUCUGCUCCAGGGGGAACGAGGCAGCCAUGAGGAUUAUUCCCAGUCCCUGAGGAACUUUGAGGACUGGUUGCAGGAGGAAAACUCCAAGCUGGUUAGGAUCAUUGCCAUGAAAACUGCCACCGCCAAGGACUUGAGGACCAGAGCAACAAAGCUACAGGAACUGGAGGCUCGAAUACCAGAAGGUCAGCAUCUCUUCGAAAACCUCCUUCGUCUCAGGCCAGCCAGCGAGUCCUCGGACAAGCUAGAGGAUCUACGCUACCGAUGGAUGCUGUACAAGUCCAAGCUCAAGGACUCCAGCCACCUGCUGACGCAGAGUCCUCUAGGGGAGCCGACUGGAUUCCGAAAGGUCACCGAUUCACUUCACAGAUGUUUGCUGAGCUCUGACUUUGUACCAAGCACUGAUGCAAGUACCUGGGGUAGACUACCAGAGCAAAGGCCUGCCAGGGCCGCGCGCUGGCGAGGGCUGGGCUCUCUCUGCCGGAAGGUGUGCUGCGUGGCGCUCCCCCUGCAGUUGCUGCUGCUGCUCUUCCUGCUGCUGCUCUUCCUGCUCCCAGUCGGGGAAGAGAACCGCAGCUGCUUCCUGGCCAACAACUUCGCCCGCUCCCUCACGCUCAUGCUCCGCUAUGACGGGCCCCCGCCCACCUAGCCCCGUUCCCCCCAACCGGGGGCACUAGGGGGAUGCUCUUCUCCAAACUUCCAGCCGCCCCAGAGGAUGCUGGGGGACCUGGAAACAGAGGCAGGCCAGAGCCCGCUGGGCUGCAUCCAUGUAAAUACUAUAUCGAUGUUCUCAGAACAAAAUUACUUUUUUAUACAGUGUUGUCUUAGUCUAUUUAUACUAAAUGUGUACUACGUGUGACUGAGGGGAUAAUGCAUAGCCAUUUCUUUUAUAUGCUCUGUAUGUAAAUGCUCAGUAUGUAUCAUUUCACAUAUGACCUCUAUUUGUCAUUGGGAAAAUUCCCAACAGUGUUUUUGUCCCAUGGGAUCUUGCAGCAUUUUGGCCUUGGUCUGCAGUCAGCCCUGGAAAGCAGGGACAAGAAUGUGUCACUUGUAUGGCCAUCUCCUAUCCAGAAACCAAGCCCCACGUCCAGAUGUUCAUGAAGAGGACUCUGAGACGUCGACACGGAAGAAUGGCGUUGGCCCUUGCUCAGAGCCCAGUGACUCUUGGUCUAGGCACAGUCAGGACAGCCGCGCUCCUCUAGGCUUCAGAGUGACUGCAGACUAGAUGCUGUGGGUGAGAAGCAGAGAAAGGGCUGAUUCUGGGCUGGCCCAGGAGCAGCAGUGAAACAUGGCAAGUGAGAGUGAAAUUAACGGAGGAAAGAAGAACUCCAAGGAGCACACCCGGAGCUAAGAAAAGCACAGCAGAAGGGGGACCUCGGGGAGCCUGAAUAGCCCAGACCAGUGAGAAAGGUCCGUGGUCUGAGUCUUCAGGGAAUGGUUAGGUCAUGCUGCCCAUGUUCUCUGCUCUGCUUGGGAAUAAAAUGAAGAAGGAGCUUAUUGUCAAGAUUCCCACGUGGAAGGAUAAGCACACUGUCUGUAGCACCCAAGUGUCUGACGGUGCCGGAAAGAUGUGUUACCUCUGUUGCGCCAAGGCUGAGUUUUUCAUCAUCUACGGCUCCGGCUGCAGGGACAGAGGGAAGCAUCUGACCGACCAGGGACCAGAGAUCAGGGGUCCAAGACAGAGAGGAGGGGUCAUCUGCAGAACUCAGCCAGUCUGGAGGGCUCUCUCCUCCUCCCAGAAGGGACUUUGGAGAAAGCUGGGUCCUCUGGGCCACGAAUGUCCCACACAGGUGCCCACAAGGGACCCAGGGUCCAGAUGCCCCAAACCAGGCCCUCUCUGCAAGUGCUUGGCAGUUGGGCCCAUGAGCCACCUGGGCCUUGAGGCUGGAAGUAUUGCAUUGGCCAAAAAAUUCAUUUGGGUUGUCUGUAACAUCUUAUGGAAAAACCCGAAUGAACUUUUGGGUCAACCCAAUACAUCCCUUCCUCCCCAGGGAGUUCUGGAAUGGUUCCUAAGUGUUUCAUCACUGGAUCCUAUUUUCCCCAAAUCAACACUAAAGUCUCCUUUUUAAAAAAUGCUUAGUGACCAUUCUUUACUGAUUGAUUUUGUAUAUUCAACUACACAUAGGAGACCAAGAGGGGAUUCUUCAGGCCUUUGAAACCAGUGUCACAGACCCAGAAAGGCCUUUAAACAGAGGGGAAGCUGAAGACCUCGGAGGGUCCAGGCCCCCAGCAUUGUGCCCCCCUCCCCCACACUGCCCUCUGGGCCUCGCAGAACUGGGAAGAGCUGGACACUCACAGGGCAGGAAAGCAGGGUCACAGAGAGGAGACCUCCAGGCUGACAUAGAAAGUGAGCUUUCCUCCAGAUAUUCAGAGACCAAGCCACAAGGCCAUUCUCCACGGGUGGCGGCUUUCCUGGAAAAUCUGGGGCUGCAUGAACCAAGACCUCGGGCCCAGGCAACUGAGCCCAGAUCCUGACUGGGUUGAGAAGGUCAGCACUGUGGCGGGGCUUUUGAACAUCCCCACGCAGGCGGAGACCCAGAGAGGGGAAGUAACUUACCCAGAGCCACACAGCGGCGGCGGCUAAGGCCAGAGCCGAUCCUGGUCACUGCUGCCUCUGGGUGGUGCCCGGCUCACUGUCGUGCCCCACCAUAUCUGUAACUUCAAACAGGCUUGAGUGACAUGAAUUCAGUUGGGUCACGUGUCCUACGUAUCAGGGAGGGAGAAUCUGUAAUGUGUGGGCUGGCGGGAGGAAAUGAACAUAUAUUUUUUAAACUUUGAUACCAUAGAGCUUGUUUGCAUAACUUUUUUUUUAAAAAAAAGGAGAAUUUAUAUUUUCAUUACUUUCAUAUAAAGACAGUUGUGAUAUGACAUAACCAUUGUGUACUGGUGCUUCUCAAGUUUAUCUCUUUUGUUUAAAAGUAGGUGCAGAUAAUUAUGAAUUUUAUGAUGUUCUAGCUUCCUGAGGACCAACCUCAAAGAGCUUUCACGUGCCUUUUGAGAAGGGUGUCGCGGUGGGACCUUCAUGCGUGUAUUUUUGUCUGUCCCCCGGAGGGUGAGAGGUGGUAAGAUGUGUCAAGGUCACUGCCCAGCCCAGUGGUGUGUGUCUGUGUGUUGUGUGUGUGUGCACACAUGUGCAAUGUGUGUGAGAGACAGGGAUAGAGGAAGGGAGAAAGAGAGAAAGAGGGAGAGAGAGAGAGAGAGACAAAAUGAUGGAGAGAGAGAAAGAGGGGGAGAGACAGAGGAGGAAGAUGAAGAAGAAGGGGGGAGGGAAGGGGAGGGGAAGGAAUACAGAAACACAGGGGAGCCUGAUCAAAGCUGCCGCUGCCCUCCUUAGCUGUCUCUCCAUCACCUGAUGCGGGGUUCCCUGCCCCCGGGGUGGCCUUAUCUGGGCGGUGCGGGUGGGGUGGGGAGGGGUCCCUGCCUGCCCUGUGAAUCCGUGGCUUCCUUUGAGGGUCUGUUAUCUGCGUGUCCCCCUAGGGGCAGCACAGUGACCUCCAGCAAGCCUCUCACAUCCCUGGCCCAGUCAGGACUGCGCCCUAAUUUCUUCUCUCGUGGGAACUCAGCUACCAGGGUUGGGGUUCCACCUCUUCCUCUCACUCCAAUAGGAUUGUUACCUGUCUGGGUCAGCAACAGAGGAGAGGGCAUGAGGCUGUGAGCGGUGGGUGCAGGUUCAGCAUGAAACACAUGGGCAUCUACCCCCAUGGCUGCAUCCACGGCAGACAUCAAUAAUUGACCACCAAGCCCUUCCCCUCCCCAAGGACCUCAAAGGACUUCACAGUCCUUCUCAAAACCAGUCCAGGCAGCUACUGCCAAUCACUCACAUUUGUCAUGUGAGAAAAACCCGUUUGACAUCCUUGUACCCAAUCCUAGUCCCCUCAGAAAACUCUCAAUUCUGGCCUCCUUUUUAAUUUUAAAAUUAGGGUGUCCCCAGUGACUUCCUUUUAGUCCAGCCCCUAGGGGAGACAAACUAACCCCAGAAAGCAGGUGAUGGGCUGAAUUAUCACACAGGACUUUUCAGAAAAGCAUAGAGUAGGGGAUGCUAGAUUGCCAGUGUUGGUAUAGACUGUCUUGGUCCAACUUUUUGCCCGUUUUACAGAUGAGAAAACUGAGGUCCUGACAGCUCCUCUUCACCCAGCGAAUCCAGAGAAUUUGUUCAAGAGGUGAGGGUAGAUCUCUGCACCCACUGGGUGACAGAGUGACCCUGCUCAGUGCUGAGCAAGGUGGAGCUGGAGCUCUGGUGUUAAGAGCUUGUGACCUUUGGUGAGUCACCUGCCACCUCCCAGCAGCCCCUGGUAAAAGGGGAAGUUAACCCUGGAACAUCCCAUCCCUACUUGCAAUGUUGGAUAUUCUGGGAAGAUGAUGGUGGGCUUCUGUCUUGAGGCAGAAUCUCUAGAGUCAGCCAUAAAUGUCAGAACCUCCUCUUCUACCAACUUGCACUUAAAUCAGGGGAUAUUGCUCAUCCCUCAUCGUGAGAAGUCAAGAGGUGGGCAGCUGUUGGCAUCAUUUCCUCAGUUCAGAGAUGUCAGAAACAAGGUUUCUGAGGCUCUCUUUUCUUUCCCUUAUGAUUACCUCAUGGCCCAAGAUGCUUGCUCUACCUCCAGAUUUUUCAUCUGGAUUCCAACUGGAAGAAGGGGGAUGAGCUGGCUGGAAAAUUUUCAGGAGCUUUCCCAGAAGCCCCAUCCAGACACUACUGUUACAUCUCAUAGGUCAGAACCAUGUGACAUGGUUCCUUGAUAUUUUCAAGGAAUCUGGAAAUACAUCCCCCCAACAAAACGGGCAGCUCUUAGCAAGAAGGAGGGGUUGAGUGGAUUGGGGUAUCACUUAGGUGUCUCUGCCCUAGUCAUCUUGACCCUCUGUGUCUUGGUUUCAUACUCUCAGCAGAACUCAGGAGCAUUCAUCAUUGAGGGGUGAGAAUGACCUUACCAACACUGCCCCCCACCUGCCUCCCCAGAUGACAGGGGUCCCUGAGUCCUUCGAGUCCCUCCCCCUUUGGAAGGCAUCAUAGCUUAUCCCUCUGUACUCAUGAUACUUCUAGACCCACUUUCUUGCAAAUAAAUCAAGUGCCCUUCUUGACCAGAGUGUGUGCAAAGGCAGUCCCCUACCCCCUACCCCAUCCUGUCUGUGUAGACCCCGGGAUAAGCUUUUUAACACUUUUGUAUUUGAAUUCAGCCCAGGAAAUUUAUGGUUCCUUUAAUUUCUUCUGGAACAUGAGUUACUCCUGGGCACAGAUCCUGAAAAGAAAAGCUUUCUGAGCUUUUCCAGGCUUCCCCCCACCCAUUUUCCAGCUAAGCCCCCAGAAGAGAACUUGGGAAGACACACAGCCCAGGUGGCUCCCAGCAUCUGCCUGAUGGAGCCCACGGUGCCUCCAGCAGAGGGGCAGAUUCAAAAGACUUAGACCAUCACUUCUUAGUUUCAAUUACAAGAGAAAGGCCUCCUGUUUGUCAAAGUGAGAAAAAGCGGAAAUCAUUUUUUUUUUAAGAAGUUAAAAAGACAAAAGCUCACCAUCUAAAAACAGAUCAGGCAGAGCACCCAGAGCCUUUGAGAAUAGUCAGCCUAUUCAGCAUCCUUCAGUGCCUGCCUUUUGGUUGUCAUGGUAACGGGACAGCUGCUUACAGGUUGGUACCCAAGCACCUUGUCCAGACAGGGGCCGGGAAUCCUACAGAGGGACCUCAGUUUUCCCAAAAGGUCCCAGGCUUCCUUUCAGGAAAGUUUACUUCUAAGCUCGGCAACCAGAGCUCAGGGAGGCAGCCCUUCUUCCUGUUCUGAUGGAAAUGAGAGGGAAGAAACAAACAGGGCCUGCAAGCGGACCCUGACUUCUUCCAAAAGCCCAUGGCAUGAAGUCCUGGUCUUGUUUUUAGGUGAUGAAACCAGAGGACAGAGAGGGUUAGCAGUCUCCCUAAAAGCAACCAGCUAGUGGGCGAGUGGUCGAGCUGGGACUUGCACCAUGGAUGAUGGGCUCCAGGCAUCUCUUCUUCAGCCUCAACUGCUUUUCUUUCCUUGGCAGGCCUGGGUUGCUGCUGCUUUGGUAGCUGGUUAGCUAGUUGAAGGGCUUCCCAAAUGGCUCAGCGGUAAUGAAUCCCUCCGCCAAUGCAGGAGACGCAGGUUCAAUCCCUGGGUUGGGAAGCUCCCCUGAGAAGGCAAUGGCGACCCACUCCAGUAUUCUUGCCUGGGAAUUCCCAUGGAUGGAAGAGCCUCGUGGGCUACAGUCCAUGGGGUCGCAGAGUUGGACAUGACUGAGUGCGUGUUCACAGCGGCUAGUUGAGGGUAAUGUCCCAGAGCAGGACUUCUUCCCCAUGCCGUCCCCCAGGGAGCUGGCAACACCAGGGUGACAUGCCGGGAGACGGAGGCAAGGUGCUUCCCUCCCCUGCAAAAAUAGAAACAGACCGCCUCUGCAGGGCAGCUGAAGGGCAGGGUUGGCUUUGGGCUGUGGCUGCCUGUAGGGCUGUUCUGAUUCCUUCUACUGGAGGGAAGAAAGAGGCAUUUUCUCUGCAGAAACAGUGGCCUUGCAUGUUCUAGAAGUUUCAUGGGUGAGGAAGAAAUGGACAGAGAAGUUUUGUGUGAAUGUGGUGUGUGUGUGUACACGUGUGUGUGGGAGGCGGGAAUGGGUAUGUUCUACACAGUCCUCUCCACCCAGAAGCACAGAGGCGCAGCCCCUGGUUCCUGCCCUGGGCUUGUGGACAACAGAUCCAUCAGCCCGUGGUCUCUGGGACCCUCAGGAUGACCACACUGGACCCAGGAUGUGUCCCCUGAUUCCAGCAUUUUAUGCCUCUUGAGGGGAGCCACCGGCCAGUCUCCACACAAAGGGGAGGGCAGCUGACCCCCGAGGUCUCUGCCUUCUGAAAGGCUCCCUGAGGCUGGUUUGGAAACAUGCCUUCUCUUUUUACUGGGCUGGCGCACAACCUGCUCAGAGAGGAGGACUCCAUUCACGGGGUCCUAGUUUGCCCAUUUCUGUCUUACUCUGUGUGUCUUUCUGUGUCUGUUAGAAACCCGUGAUGUUCAAAGAGGCUGAAAAAAACAACAGGAGAUCAUCAUCGAACAGCUCGAGAAUGCUGGCUUCUGUCCAUUUUUCUGCUUUCAACCACUAUUUCUUAAAACAUUUAUGAUCUCAAUGUAUGUGGAUGAGGAAUGACUAGUUCUGCGUUCACUUUUCAAUUAUGUUUGAUUUUGUAGGGCUCCUCUGACGAAGGAUCAGCUUUGAUUCUUUUCAUUUGCUUAUGUAUAUUCAUUCCAUGUUCUCUUCCAGGAAAGGUUUAAGGCAAGAUUUGAGUGUAUACAAGGUUAACAUGGUCAUUGUAGGGCUAGAAAUAACCUCUUUAUUGAGCAUACAAUCUAUUUUUAACCAAUAAAUGGACUGGCUAAUUUUUUAAAAAAAAAAUGUAUCCGGGAUCCAAAGGAAGGAAGGAAGAAACCAGUGGCUGAUCAUGGAAUAUAUUGAGCACCUAAGAUGACGGAAGCAGGAAAAAUGGCAAGUUUUUAGUACGAGCUUUGGAGGUAUCACUAUCCCCCACCCGCCCAUUUCAAGUCCAGAAGACCAACCCUCUCAUCCCAAAACACACGAGCUUGAUAGAUUUGUUAGUUUCUCUUGUCCCCCUCUCCCAAGUCGGGGCUCGGGAACGAGAGGGUCCCAUACCUCCCCAGAUCUCCACGUGGAGGCAUUGCCACUUUCCUGCAGUCUGUCUACCAUUAGUCAAAUCCACAGAGGCAAAAAUCAGCCCAUCCUUGCCCUUGAAACCCGGUGACACUAGCCAAGUACCGACCAGCUAUUCAUGUGGCUGGACUGGUCUGGUUAAGGCUGGGCGAGCCAGGUGAGGGUACGGUCCGAUGUGUGUGUGUGUGUGUGUGUGUGUGUGGAUGCUGUGUCCGUGGGUUUUGUCGUCAAAAGCAAACUAAUUUUUUAUCUUUGUUUAAAAUGUCCUACUAUGUAAACAGUAGGCACGGGGACCAUAUUCACUCCUGUCGUAUUAUUUGUGCUGGUGAAACACGCAUUUGUAACAAAUUAAGCUUUCUGGGAAGGCAAGCAGAGGGGGGAGCCCAGUGACUGCCUUGGAACAUGUGUGUCUUAUCUCAGUUCAUAUCAAGUCCAAAAGCAGCCAAGAGCCUCCCCUGCCUUCCCUGCUGGGGACCGGGAGGGACUCCAGGGCCCUUGGAAAUUCUCCUCUGUGCUCUGUUUUAAAGUCGCGUGAAGCUUCCGUCCCCUUCCUGUUGUUCAAGCUGGAAAUGGCCAUGUUGUUAAAGAUGGCUCGACAUUUUGGCGGUUGCUUUAUGUUUCCUACAAUGUAUCUGCCUUAUGUUUGGAAAUAAAAAUCUCUAUUUUGGCCUAUGAA